Messenger RNA from Arabidopsis thaliana (thale cress), 1905 nucleotides. It is a transcript of the gene POM1, whose product is annotated as Chitinase family protein. The transcript is spliced from 4 exons. Lineage: Eukaryota; Viridiplantae; Streptophyta; Magnoliopsida; Brassicales; Brassicaceae. Gene Ontology annotation, cellular component: extracellular region. Bases 610 to 1575 code for a protein of 321 amino acids. Gene Ontology annotation, biological process: cell wall macromolecule catabolic process; carbohydrate metabolic process; chitin catabolic process. The record is from RefSeq and is marked reviewed.
CCACUUCAGUAAAGUAGGGCCCACAACACGAACCAGGCUGUCUUGUCUAACCGACACAUACAUUACACCAAACGCAAUCUUCACCGUUGAUUGUUCUCUAAUCCAACGGUUGAUAGAGACUGCUGAUCCGUCACCCGCUUUAGUUUAGUGUUUCUUCUUCCUCCUCUCUUUCCCAAGAAUCUCUUCCUUAUUUUCUCGGCAACGAAGCAAAAAGGGUAAUUUUUGUCGGUUGAAUUCACAAGCUAGUUUUCUCGAUCUCUCUCUGGAUCUAUAGCUGAUCUGCAUUGCGGGUAAGCAUUUUUUCCACAAGUACUUAUGCCUAAUUUUGGUAACGAUUUAGCUAAAUCUUGACUAGAGAAUUUUGUUUCGUUGCUUGGUUAUUGAAUUCGUGAUCUCACAUUUGAAGUCUUCGCAUAUCUUAUACAUCAAUCUCUCCAAGUUGGUAUAAUAUUGGUCAAUCUAACAAUUUUUCUUAGUUUUUUCACUUAAGAACUUAGAGAGUUCCAUGUUUUUGGUUUAAUUCUUCCUUUGUUGUUUCUAAUCAGCUUUUUGGCAUUAAGUGCCUAUUGUAUAAGCUUGUAGCUGGUAUUUGUUCCAUAGUUGUAAGCUAUGGUGACAAUCAGGAGUGGUUCAAUCGUGAUUUUGGUUCUGCUGGCUGUAUCAUUUCUGGCCUUGGUUGCCAAUGGAGAGGACAAAACGAUUAAAGUGAAGAAAGUGAGGGGAAAUAAGGUGUGCACGCAAGGAUGGGAAUGCAGCUGGUGGUCUAAAUACUGCUGUAACCAGACGAUAUCAGAUUACUUUCAGGUUUAUCAGUUUGAGCAACUCUUUUCCAAAAGGAACACUCCCAUUGCUCAUGCUGUUGGUUUCUGGGACUACCAGUCUUUCAUUACUGCUGCUGCCCUCUUUGAGCCUCUUGGUUUUGGUACCACUGGAGGAAAGCUCAUGGGACAGAAAGAAAUGGCUGCCUUUCUCGGUCAUGUAGCCAGCAAAACGUCCUGUGGCUAUGGAGUUGCAACAGGAGGGCCUUUAGCUUGGGGUCUGUGCUACAACAGGGAAAUGAGCCCAAUGCAAUCCUACUGUGACGAGUCCUGGAAAUUCAAGUACCCCUGCAGCCCUGGAGCUGAAUACUACGGACGCGGUGCCUUACCCAUUUACUGGAACUUCAACUACGGAGCAGCUGGGGAAGCCCUGAAAGCUGAUCUCUUGAACCACCCUGAGUACAUUGAGCAAAACGCGACACUUGCAUUCCAAGCUGCAAUCUGGAGAUGGAUGACUCCAAUCAAGAGAGCUCAGCCCUCAGCUCACGACAUCUUUGUCGGAAACUGGAAACCUACAAAGAACGACACUUUGUCCAAGCGUGGCCCGACUUUUGGCAGCACCAUGAACGUCCUCUACGGAGAGUACACAUGUGGUCAAGGUUCCAUUGAUCCAAUGAACAACAUAAUCUCACACUACUUAUACUUCCUUGACCUCAUGGGUAUUGGAAGAGAAGACGCGGGACCAAACGAUGAGCUCAGCUGCGCAGAACAGAAACCUUUCAACCCUUCAACUGUACCUUCCUCUUCCUCUUCGUAAGUCUUAUGAUAUAUCGCCGUUGCUCUCAAGUCUCUCUUGCUUAAUGUUACGUAAUAAGUGAAAUUGCUUGUGGUAAAAAAAGAAGAAGUGUGUUUUUGUCCCUCUAGAACUUAUAAUGCAAACAACAUUACAUUUUAUAUUUUUCUGUAUGUAAAACCAUAUUUAAUUAUUGUAUUGGAAGAAUGUGUGUAAAAUAGAGAAAGAGCAAGGAAACAUAAAUGUGGUUUGCGAAUGAUAUUUGUUUCUAUUCGUUUGUUAUAAAUUUGUUCACAUGGUUUUUAGUCUUAAACUCAUAACCUAAUACUUAAAUUAAGGAAACAAAUUCCUAUG